ACUUUCAGCGAGACACGCUAUAUAAGAGAAUGAAGAACCGGCCCGCCAAGAUAAAGCUCGUGUGUUGUCAAUCGUGCUGUUACUCCUCUACCUCCGUCGUUGACAGAAUGUAUUGGCUGUGUCUAGCGGCAUUAGCUGCAACAGCAGCAGCGCAGGGAUCUUACGACCUAGAACCAAGAGUGCCUUAUCCCGGCAAAUCAUCCAGUUUAGGGCCACUCUAUUCGACUGGCCUUAACGCUGGUCAAGGUUUCCGCGAUAACAGCUAUGAGGAUAACAUUGUAACACCUACUCCUUCUCCGACGCCUGCCUUCAGAAAUCCCAGCAGUCAACCACCUCUAUACCGUAAACCAUCGGGCCCACCUCUCGACCAGGCAGCUAUUAGAGUGAAUGGACCACCACGUGGUGGUAUUCUUCGUGGUGGACAACCACAAAAUGCUCGGGAAGCUGAAGAAUUGGAAGAGAAAGAAGAGCCCGAUCGUUUGACUCUUCUUUUACCACAAAGUAAAUUCGAUUGUGUGAAUAAACAAACGGGCUAUUAUGCCGAUGAAGAUCUUAAUUGCGAAGUCUUCCAUUAUUGUCAAGACAACGCGAAACAUUCUUGGAUCUGCCCCGAAGGAUUUACAUUCCAUCAGGUUCAUCUAAUUUGCAUGCCUCCGAGUGGAGACAUCAAUUGCAAAAAGAGUUCGCAGUACCAUUUCGUCAACGAGUACCUUUACAAACCAUUGAACUUGGCUGAAGCUGAGAACAAACCCAACGUAACCUUGAGAUACAGCGAAAGAUACUUCCCGACAGACAUUCACCCGGACGAGCGCGAGGCUGGUGACUAUCAGAUUACUCCUUCUGCACCUAUUCGCCGUCCUACUCCACCUGUGUAUGCGAGUCCCCAACCUACGUUGAAUAGUAUUCCACCGUCAGCACGUCCACAACCAACGGGUCUUCCUCAAUUUCGUUUACCUGUGAAUCAAGUUUUCCGCAGUCCUGAGGAAGUGAACAUUCCUCUUCAACAUAGACGCCCGCAACCUCAACACCAACCUGUGAGAAGAUUCCCUCAAGUACGACCCGAUGACGAAGAGUACGAAUAAAUUCAAUCGGCAUUCCUUUGAUAAUUAUCAUCCAUCGUCGCAAUCAUCGUCACAUUUCUGUCGUUAAUUAUAUCACAUCUGGUGUCAUCAUACAUCUUUCGUUAAAAUUACAAAGAAAAGACAAAAGCACACUUUGGAGUAAUUAUUAUAUUUAUACGAAUAAAGUAUAGUUAUAGUUCUAUGAAUUAAUUGUAUAAUAUAUAAAUCGUUUCUAGCAUUUCAUACUCUUAUUCUGUAGAAAUCUGACAAUUAUUUUUAGAUUGAGAACGAUUGAUAUCCGAAUUUAUAAUUGGUAUGCUGAAUUAGAUAUGAAAUUAUAUUUAUGGAUAUUGCAAACAUGCAAUAUAUGUGUAAUCAACAUUAGUUUAACAGUGAUAACCAAUAAAUUGUUAUUACGUUAUCUUUAAUAACGCUUGUUACUUUAGAAUGUUGUUAUUAUGAAUAUUUUUUAAAUGCGUGCUGAAAAUCCCAAAAACAAGAAAGCAAAAUUUAUAUAAGACGCGCUUAAGGUUAUGUACGCGGAGAAAUAGUCAACCAUCUGUUUAAACGAGUUAUGUAUGAUAUAAAAUAUAUAAAAAAAUUAAGUCAUGCAUAUGUAUCGGAUAUAAUUGAAUAAUGAAAUUAUUUUUUAUUCUUAUAAAGAAAAUGAUAAUAAACUUAGGUGUACAUAUAUAUAUACUGUUAAAAAGAGACAUUGAUGUUUUAUAUUAUAUCACGUAGUAACGAAUAUUGUCAGAACGUCAUAGCGCGGCUCAUGUUGCGUUUUACUGUAUAGAGUUUCUUUUUUAAUUUUUCAGGAUACUUGCAAUAAAUAAAUAAAGAAGAAACAACUGAAAGAAAUAUAAAACAAGUUAGGAUUUGUUUAAUAUACAUUGUUUAUUGAAUUGAACGAGUGAAAAUUUGGAUUUUCUCUUGUUCGCUUUCACAUAUGUAUAUACUUUCUAUAAGUUUCGCCAUAUUGUUUGCUACACUACCGCCUUCUAAAGUAAAAAGGAGUUCGGGGUUAGAAUCAAAGUAUUAACAUUUCGUUUGAUUCACUUAAUGUCCCUGUGUGUUUUUCUUGUUCGAGUAACUUUACACAGUUCCAUCAUUUAUUAAAUCUUACUCAUAAACAACUACGUAGAACAAACUACGUAAGUUUCAUAGUGUUUACAUAAAAAUUAUCGGUGCAUUUUCGUAUACCAUUAAUAACCGACAUUCAAUCAAGAAUUUUGGAACAUGGCUGCUGCUGCUGCUGCUGCUCUGCUCGACGAGCUUAUGGGAAGGAAUAGAAAUGU
Messenger RNA from Bombus terrestris (buff-tailed bumblebee), 2359 nucleotides. RefSeq lists its product as uncharacterized. The record is from RefSeq and is a predicted model, not a curated record. Gene Ontology annotation, cellular component: extracellular region. Gene Ontology annotation, molecular function: chitin binding. The coding region runs from base 30 to 1082 and encodes 350 amino acids. The transcript has 6 exons. NCBI's taxonomy places the organism in Eukaryota, Metazoa, Arthropoda, Insecta, Hymenoptera, Apidae.